UCGGUGGGGCAGGACGGGGUGAGCUGAGCCAAGCCGAGGCGAGCUGGCUGCUGCCUGUCUCCGCGCGCAGGGGCGCUUGAGCGCUUGUCCCACGGGGUACGGUGUAGCUUCUGUGCGGGCGGUGCGUACGCGCUGGCGGGGUCGGGCUCCGUGGUGCGUCGGUCCGUGGAGGGGGGAGCGAGUGACCUGGCUGGAUAAUCGGCGCUUUCGCUGCAUAGCCUUGCAGUGCACUCACCGGCCUGGGGAAGCGGCGACGGAGGCCUCGGCAGCUCAGUGGAAAGAAGGGAACUGGAUAGAACACAAAUUAUGAAGGUGUUAGUCAUUGGACUUGGCGGAGUGACAAAUGGGGGGAAAACAACACUGGCAAAACGACUUAGGAAACAGCUUCCAAACUGCAGUAUACUCGCUCAAGAUGACUUCUUUAAGCCAGAAUCUGAAGUAGAGGUAGAUGAACAUGGAUUUAAGCAAUAUGAUGUACUUGAUGCCCUUUAUAUGGAGGAAAUGGUGACAAGCAUACGCUCGUGGAUGAAAAACCCAACAGGCUCUUCUGUCUCAACAACAGAAUCAAAGAGUACACCUGUGAAUCUGAAAAGUACAGAAGAAGUUCACAUUUUAAUAGUUGAAGGUUUUCUUCUGUAUAACUAUGAGCCUCUUAAUGAAGUAUGGGAUAGAAGAUAUUUUCUGACCAUUCCAUAUGAAGAAUGCAAGAGGAGAAGGAGUACCAGAGUUUAUCAACCGGCAGAUGGACCAGGAUACUUCGAUGGACAUGUAUGGCCUAUGUAUCUGAAACAUAAAACGGAAAUGGAAGAAAAUACAAAUAAUAUCGUUUAUUUGGACGGAACAAAAUCUGAGGAAGACCUCUUUUCAUAUGUUUAUAAUGAUAUAAUGCGGGAGCUAGAAGCAUGGAAAAAAACUAAUAUGCAUGAGCAAGUGAACAGAACAGAGAGACAGUUUAGAUCCCUCCCAGCUAACCAACAAAACCUUCUUCCUCAAUUUCUUCUUCAUCUGGACAAGAUUCGGAAAUGCAUUGAUCAUAAUCAAGAGAUCCUACAGACCAUUGUGAACGAGUGCAAACAUAUGUUUGAAAAUAAAGAAUAUGGAGAAGAUGUAUGUAAAUUGGACUCUUUUCAUAUUUCAGAAGAAAAUGGGAAGAUUGUGCCAGCCUCAACGUUUGACAUGGAUAAAUUAAAGUCCACUUUGAAACAGUUUGUAAGAGACUGGAGUGAAACGGGGAAACCUGAGAGAGAUUCCUGCUACCAGCCAAUCAUUAAUGAAAUUGUAAAGAACUUUCCAAAAGAGAGAUGGGAUCUCUCCAAAGUUAAUAUCCUGGUACCUGGUGCUGGGCUAGGUAGAUUGGCCUGGGAAAUAGCUAUGCUCGGUUAUGCUUGCCAAGGAAAUGAAUGGAGCCUCUUUAUGCUCUUUUCUUCUAAUUUUGUACUCAACAGAUGCUCUGAAAUUAACUCUCAUAAACUUUAUCCCUGGAUUCAUCAGUUUAGCAAUAACAGGAGAUCUGCUGAUCAGAUACGACCAGUUUAUUUCCCUGAUGUUGACCCCCACAGUCUUCCUUCUGGUGCAAACUUUUCUAUGACAGCAGGGGAUUUUCAAGAAAUUUACUCAGAGUGCAAUAUGUGGGACUGCAUAGCAACCUGCUUCUUCAUAGACACCGCGCAUAAUGUCAUUGAUUACAUUGACACAAUAUGGAAAAUUCUCAAACCAGGAGGAAUAUGGAUAAAUUUAGGUCCUCUCCUUUACCACUUUGAAAACUUGGCAAAUGAACUUUCUAUAGAAUUGAGUUAUGAGGAUAUAAAAAAUGUUAUAUUACAGUACGGAUUCCAUCUAGAGGUACGGAUAGAUUGUGGAGAAAGAAUCUGUAUUGUCUACAUACACUGUGAAUGAACUAUCCAUGAUGAAAUACUACUAUGAAUGUGUAUUGUUUGUGGUUAGGAAACCAGAAUUGCAGUGUUUCAAAUAGAUUCUUCAGAAAAAAUGCUGGAGAUAAUGCUAAAAUUUAUAACACACAAUGGACUAGGUAAUGACUGGAUACAACCUCAAAUCAGUGGUGCCUUGUUUAUUCUUAACAGGAAUUUGAGAGUGUCUAUUUUCUUAAUACCUGUAUUGCUAUCCAGAUAUAUACUGUGCCAUGCAUAUUUGUACUGUACUAGUGAAUACGGAAGAAAAUGUACACAUACACAGCCCUCAUUCAUCAGAGUGCAUACAAACAUCCAUUUACACAAAUAUAAAACUCCUGUUUUAAUGUCUGCCAUGAGGUUGUCCUGAUAAAAAUGGGUUAAUAAUUAUUCAGCAGUACUGAAAUCCAAAAUAAUUUCCCUUUUAUCUGCAGCUGUCUGUAACAUGCACAAUCUAUAGCUCUCAAGAUCUGUUGGAAAGGAUGUACAAUUCUGUGUUUGAUAUCAGAACUGGGACUAUUAUUUCCACUUUUGAUCUGAGGCUUAAAACAAAAAAUGUUUGUGUAUUCUGCCUCAGUUUUUAAACAAAAUUCUAAUUGUUUUCAUUUUUCCUUGUGGUUUGUGAAUGUUUAGAGGUAUAAUACAAGCUCAGCCACAGUUUAGAGAACGAUUUCUUAACAUCAAUUUAAAAAAAGAAAAUAUUUACAAAAUCUGAAAUUUUUGAACAGUGCUAAAAUGUUUCUUGAAAGCUGCAUUCAUUGUGACUUAGCACUCCCAGGACCAUUUUCUGUAGGACUGAAAAUAGAAACAAAAGAUAAAAUGUUUUAGAAACUCUAAAUUAUAAUUUUCUGGCCAUGCUAAGCUUAGCAAUCUAUUCUAAUAGUUUGUUGGCUUUGGUAAUUUGAAUAUUGAUAUAUGAAAUCAUAGUAUGGAGUGAAAUAAAGCAUCAUGUCACAAAGGAGCAGGAGUAAAUUAACCUUGAAAUGAAAAUAAGACUUGGUCUGCUAAUGCAGGAACUGCACUCUCACUUUGCCCAUUUGAAGUUUAUCAGUGUAACUUAUCUGUUGCUUAAAUAAAGUGUUUGAAGCAUU
Messenger RNA from Chelonoidis abingdonii (Abingdon island giant tortoise), 2998 nucleotides. NCBI's taxonomy places the organism in Eukaryota, Metazoa, Chordata, Testudines, Testudinidae. The record is from RefSeq and is a predicted model, not a curated record.